ACCGGAAAUACGCUUUGUCGUUCAGUGUAACUUUACGCUGGCAGUAGCCGACUAAAACCCCUUCCUCCUUCAGCGCAGCACCGCCGCUUAAGGCUGAACAUCACACAACUCCUGCUAAAGACUCAUCUGGAGCUACGGGAGAGAACAGAGACGAUGGGAUUUUAAACUGGAGACUCGACAUGAAGCCAUACUUCUAGUUUCAUUAUUGCUUUUGUUAGCGUGUGUCGCUCUGCGUGGGACAAGUUUACACCUUUGCACUGGAUGCUGAGAUGCGCAGAAAGUGACAGAGGUCCUCAUCUCUUCUACAGUACUUAACGAAUAACGCCAUGAAAGACGACUUUGCAGACGAGGAGGAAGUUCAGUCUUUUGGAUACAAGAGGUUCGGGAUCCAGGAGGGCACCCAGUGCACCAAGUGUAAGAAUGAAUGGGCAUUGAAGACCUCCAUAGCUCUGCUCUAUGUGCUGUGUACUCUCCUGACCAUCGCUGUUGCUGUGCUUGGGUAUAAAGUGGUGCAGAGAGUUGACAGUGUGUCCGAAGGUAUUGCAAACUAUGGAGGAAAGAUAAUGGCCGUUGAGACUGAUUUGAAAAAGCUAGAUGAUCAAGCAGGAGAGAAGUCAGAGAAUACCACCACAGAGAUCCAGGCUUUUAAGAACAACAUCUGGACUCUUCAGAGGCAGCUGUCUGCGGUGGAGGAACGCAUCCACAACGAUCAAGCUAAGCUGAGUCGGCUGGAGAGCAUUGGCUCAGACAUCCAAAGCAACCAGGGCUCCUUUCAGGGACUUCUGGAUAGCAACACGGCCACCUUGCACUCUGUAAAUGGCACCCUACAGUCUUAUGGCAACAUCAUUGGGGGUCUGCAAGAUGACACAGCCAGGCUGCAGAGAGAACUCCAGCAGCAGAUGAAAUUUCAGGACCACGUGCUGCUCAGCAUCAGCCGCCUCAACUUCACCCAGGCCCAGCAGAGAGACCUCAUCGCUGUUCUGCAGCGCUCGGUCGAUGACACCAGCCAGGCCAUCCAGAAAAUGCGCAAUGACUUUCAGAGCCUCGAGCAGACAGCCCGACAGACACGCUCUGAUGCUGACUGGCUUCGUAGUAAGGUGGAAAACCUUCAGGUCAUGGCCAGUAAUGCCUCAGCUCUUGCAAAGGCCAACAAUGACAGCCUGGAAGACGUGGGAUCGCAGCUUGCUUAUAUGGCCAACGAGCUCCAGAACACCAGCGGCCUGGCUGAAGCUCAUGACCAGACCCUGAGGGAGAUUUUGGACCAGCAGAGGGAUUUUGGCAACAUCACAUCCACCAAGUUUGACCGGCUGGAGGUGCGGCUGGAUGAGUCAGAGCAGAGUAUGGACUUUGUGACUGGCAACAUCAGCUUCACUACGCAGCUCCUGGGUGCCAUCAACCUUAAGUUGAAUGAGUUACGCACUUGUUCCGAGACCGUCGGCCGUCACUCAGACUUCUUGCUAAACCUCAACAGCAGCGUCGCAGAUGUCAGGACUGAUGCAGUCAGCUUGAGGUCCCAGCAGGAAGAGCUGGCUGCGCGUCUGGACAAGGAAGUCACCAACCUCACUAUUGUCAUGGAGGAGAUGAAGCUGGUGGACACAAGGCACUCACAACUAAUAACCAACUUCACUAUUUUAAAGGGUCCUCCGGGUCCCAGAGGGCCAAAAGGGGACAAAGGACCUCAGGGACCAUCUGGUCAGUCUGGCCAGAAAGGAGAGAAAGGAGAAAAGGGUGCUCCAGGUAUACGAGGACCCCGAGGAGAACAGGGUGUCCCAGGACCCCCAGGUUUGCCAGGGUUAAAAGGACUGCCAGGUGUACCUGGUAGCCCUGGUUCCAAGGGCUCCCGAGGGUCAGGAGGGAGGGCCGGACCUCCUGGGGCUAAAGGGGAGCCAGGUUCUGCUGGUCUGCCUGGAAGAGAUGGACAACCUGGUCCUCAGGGGGCACAGGGCCCACCAGGUAUCAGAGGUUCGAUGGGACCAGCUGGGGAGCAGGGCCCAAGGGGACUGCCAGGACCAGUGGGGCCACCGGGGCCACCAGGCCCGCCGGGACAUCCAGGGGUUCCGUUCCGAGCUCCAGUAAUUCCUUUAGGCCCUGUGUCCAUGCAGGAUGAGGCAGUAGCUCCCACACUAUGGGCUCCAGGAUGCCCUUCUGAGUGGGUAAACUACAGAGACAAGUGCUACUUUUUCUCCAAAGACCUGCACAGUUUUGAUGACGCGAAGGCAACCUGUGAAUCAACGUCUGCUUCAUUGCUGAUCAUCAAUGAUAUGGAAGAACAGAAAUGGCUGAAGAAGCAGACCUAUGGCAAGGGUUACUUCUGGAUGGGUCUGACUGACAGGGAGGAGGAGAACGUUUGGCGUUGGCUGGAUGGAACUGAACCUGCUUUCACAAAGUGGAAGCCUGGUCAGCCUGACAACUGGGGCCACGGACAUGAAAUAGGAGAAGACUGCGCGGGGCUCAUCCACGAAGGGUUAUGGAAUGAUUUCUUCUGUGAAGACCUCAUAAGCUACAUCUGUGAGAAGGAAAUGGAGACCUCCAGACCGCAUGGAUCGUAGCGACGUCUUGAAAGGGAGCUUGCAGUGAGCAGCUAGACUUCCCCCAUGUGACCCCGGUCCACUGACACAGCACAUGGAGAGUCCGUACGGAGAGAGCAAAGGGACAAUUUUGAAAUCAGCCCAGGGCUGCAGCAACAAACGUCUCUCCAAUGCUGAAGGAAAUAAUUUCUCCUCCAAAGUGAACCCAGUCCAACUUUACCCGCAAGUGCAAUACAGCAGGGCAAUCGAAGAAGGGGGACUUUUAUUUUUUAAAGUACCAAAUUACCAAUUGAUUUAUAUAUAUAAAAAUGUUUUUUAUGGUUAUUUGAAAUACAUUAUAUAAAACUGUAUUCUAUGUGCAACUGAAUAUCUGAAUGUAUAUUUCAUCAUGCAACUUUGUAGGAAAUUAUGAAUUCUAUGAAGCCAAGUGGACUUACCAUAGUGCUUUACGUAAUAAGAAAUUGUCUUAAAAAGGUGCAAAAUGAUGCGCAAAAAACAUAAUGCCGCUGAUAUGCUAUCUUUGAGGAGCCUGUUAUCUAACCUCAUGAAUGUCUAUAUAGCAUUUUCAUUUAUUUGAGUAGAAACAAAUGAAGUAGUUACACAUAAAUACAGAAGAAUGUCACAAUCAGCUUCAGUUUUUGUUCAAGACUGCAAGUUUACAAUUUGAUACUCUUUUAUGAGACAGCAUUUUGUGAUUAUGAGAUUUAUUUUUCACUAUUACAGACACACAUAUAUGUUUAUGAAUAUGAAUCUGUGGAUCCUGCCUACAAAUUUAAAAUGUGCCAUUUUCUGCACUCAGGUACCGUUUCCUGUUAUACAAAAAAACAAAACAAAACAAAAAAAACACUUCGGUUUAAACAACACUACAAAAAAAUGAAGGAAACAUUCACAAAUAAAUGUGUAAAAUCCC
Molecule: messenger RNA, 3438 nt
Organism: Scatophagus argus
Lineage: Eukaryota; Metazoa; Chordata; Actinopteri; Scatophagidae
Product: collectin-12-like
Exons: 10
Coding region: 327-2549 (740 amino acids)
Molecular function (GO): pattern recognition receptor activity; low-density lipoprotein particle binding
Source: RefSeq, a predicted model, not a curated record